CCGCACGGACCGAUGGCGAAGAUAAUCCUGUGGGACCAGAUCGCGCGGAACUGCUUCCGCGGGACCGCGAAGGCGUUCGAGUUCGACGACAAGGCCUUAGAGCUCGCGCGGACGAUGGCGCGCGACGACGACCUCGUGGAGAAGCUCCCGCCCGCGUACGUGCACUUCGUGUGCUCGCCGUUCACGCACAGCGAACGCAUCGAAGAUCACGACCUCGGCUUUCACGUGUACGAAGGGCUGGCGAAGCGGUGCCCAGAGGUGGCGGGGUUCGCGGAGGGGGCGAUGAAGUCGCACCGGGACGUGAUCGCGAGGUUCGGGCGGUACCCGCACAGGAACGCGAAGCAGGGGAGGGAGAGCACCGCGGAAGAGCUCGCGUGGUUA
Messenger RNA from Micromonas pusilla CCMP1545, 381 nucleotides. RefSeq lists its product as uncharacterized. The transcript has a single exon. Lineage: Eukaryota; Viridiplantae; Chlorophyta; Mamiellophyceae; Mamiellales; Mamiellaceae. The annotation marks the transcript as partial. Gene Ontology annotation, molecular function: protein binding. The record is from RefSeq and is a predicted model, not a curated record.